This is a messenger RNA of Bufo bufo (common toad), 4074 nucleotides long. RefSeq names its product G protein-coupled receptor 153 (gene GPR153). The coding region runs from base 478 to 2433 and encodes 651 amino acids. Gene Ontology annotation, biological process: G protein-coupled receptor signaling pathway. Gene Ontology annotation, cellular component: membrane. The transcript is spliced from 6 exons. Gene Ontology annotation, molecular function: G protein-coupled receptor activity. Lineage: Eukaryota; Metazoa; Chordata; Amphibia; Anura; Bufonidae. The record is from RefSeq and is a predicted model, not a curated record.
UGAAGUGAGGGCUGGGUUGGGAGCAAUGACAGCAGAGAGGGAGAGGGAGCCCAUUGUUUCGGGUGGGCUGAGGGGCUGCUCCUGCACAGCUCCACAAAGGGAUCUCUCCAGACCUCGCCUGUCUGUGGCACAAUGCUCACCCACGGGGGCUCGGGAAAGCAUCGUGGGGUGACACUGCUGAGCCCCAGCAGCCUGCAAAUUCACUUUGCGAGUGGAGAGCCUGCGAUCGGAUCCGCCGCCGAUCUCCUGGGAGCUGGUAUUUUGGUCCUUCUGCUUCCUGCCUGGGGACUCGGGGCUCUGCUAUUUUAAGAAAUGUUCCUCAAGAUCGUGGGAAUCACCAUCCAGCAGGUUGCCCAGACACAAUGGACAUAUUGUUACUCUCCAGGUCAUAUUACCAGUAGCCUAACAACCUGCACCAGAAGAUGCAUUUAACGUUUUUGCUGUUCUCCAUUUCUGAUCCACUACUGUCUUCUCCUAAUGGUGCCUUCACCCUCCACCAUGAAUGAUGAGCAGAGACUGCACAACAACGCGGUAGCCUGGCUUAUAUGUUCAGGGAUAUCACUUUUAGCUAAUGCCUGGGGGAUUCUCAGUAUAAGUGCCAAACAGAAGAAAUGGAAGCCUUUGGAAUUUCUAAUCUGCACAUUGGCCGGAACUCAUAUUCUUAAUAUGGCCAUUCCCAUCACCAUGUACUCAGUGAUCCAGCUAAGAAAACAGCACUCAGACUAUGAGUGGAAUGAAGGGGUCUGCAAAGUCUUUGUCUCUACGUUCUACACCUUAAGCCUUGUCACCUGCUUCUCUGUCACCUCUUUAUCCUAUCAUCGUAUGUGGAUGGUACGCUGGCCGGUAAACUACAGGUUAAGCAAUACAAAGAAGCAAGCAGUGCACACAGUGAUGGGAAUAUGGAUGGUAUCGUUCAUUCUCUCCACCUUACCCGCCGUUGGAUGGCACAAUCCCACUCAGAGGUUUUAUGCUGGAGACUGCCGCUUUAUUGUUACAGAGAUUGGCCUUGGCUUUGGGCUGUGUUUUCUCUUACUGAUCAGCGGCAGCGUGGUGGUGGGGGUCGUCUGCAUUGGAAUCUCCCUUUUUCAGACCUUUUCCAUACAAACUGGACAAAACGUUGACAAAAAUAAAUUCAACGUGCCCACUAUUGUGGUCGAGGACGCUCAUGGCAAACGACGGUCAUCAAUUGAUGGAUCAGAGCCCAUUAAGACUUCACUGCAGAUAACUUACUUGAUAUCUGGGAUUGUAUUUAUAUACGACUUCCUAAUGGGGUUCCCUAUAUUGGUUGUAAGUUUUGCCAGUUUGAAGUUUGACAAGUCAGAUGACUGGAUGGUCCUGGGUGUCCUCUGGUGUUCUGUAAUCCAAGCUCUUCUGCUGCCGAUGUUCCUCUGGGCCUGUGACCGCUACCGGGCAGAUGUCAAAUCUGUCUGGGACAAAUGUAUAGCAAUCAUGUCCAAUGAUGAUGAAAACGAAGACCACAGUCCUGAUGGGGGCAUUCACUCUGAUCUCAUAUAUGAAAGACCCUAUGACUACAAUUAUGGGGGUGACAUCAUGGCCAUGGAACGUAUUACCAAGUAUGACUUUUCAGCUUUAGAAAGGGGAAUCCCUCAGAUGUAUCCUAUGAAGGAGACUCAAGAAGAUAAAAUGCACUAUCUCCAGGUCCCUCCAACGAGACGCUAUUCCCAUGAUGAAACAGAUAUUUUUACAACAGGUCAGAUACCGGCGUUCCUUCACGGCUGGGGAUCCUCAGAAGACAUUGCUGCUAUUUCAUUCUUUACACUGCCGAGACGUGAAAGACGCAGUAGCCUGAUAAUGUACCAUGAAGACGCCAGCUUGCCCUAUCGAAAGUGCCGAAAAGCCUCUGAGAGCCUCAUUUCACUUAAACACUUUACCCUGGAAGAACUCUACAAAAAUGACUUUAAGUGCUUUAGCAGAGAAGAAGUGGUCAGUUUUAUCGAUGACACUCCUCUGCCAAGUCCAAGGAAAGGUCCUAUAAGGUCUUCUUCUAUUGCUCUUAUUCCUGAUGCUCUACAACAUCCCACACUUACUCAUUUUACCCUGACAGACUUUGAAAGAGAGCCGCAGGUAUUACAGAGAUUCUCCCCUCAUGGAAAAAGCUGUACUCUAAAUGUACCUAGUCAUCAUAGACCUCAUGAUGACCAUAAAAGGUUCUAUACCGAAGGUCACCGAAGAACCCGUAAUAGUCAAAGACGUGUUCAGAAGGCUGAAUCUCAGAAACUGGAGGAGGUAGCCUCCAAAAAUAUCUCUGGUGACUCAAACAAUUGCCAGACGGGGCUAAGCAAUACCUGGACUGGACAGGACCAACCCAACAAAGUAGAAGAUAAGGGGAGUACAAACAGCUUUUUAAGUUCACCUUCCGCAUCAUCUGGUUACAUAACAUUCCAUUCAGAUUCCAUUGGAUCUACGUCUUAGGGAUUUACAUUUUUUGAAGUUUUUAGACUUUUUGGUCAAGGACAGGUACUUUGUUUCAGGGUUUACAAUUUCUCCUUUUCUUGUAUUUUAAUACCCGGAACUGGAAACAGCACCAAAGAAGAGAACUUGUAUUUUAAUAAGCUCAACGGAAACAACUUUUUAGCUUUUUCUGCUUUUCUUAGGGAAAUAAAUAAAUAAAUUCAGGAAUACUGAUUCACAGAUCAUAAUUAGUUUGGGUUCUCCUGAGCAAAAACAGAAAAUAAAAACAUGGAAAACAAACUGCUAAAUACAUAUAUUUUGUAAGAAAAAAUAAUGCAAAAACAAUAAUGCAUCCAAUUCGUUGUACAUGAAAAAUGUGGCUUAAAAUGCAUUAUCUCCUUACACGUCAUCUUCAAUAAAUAUAUUAUGCAUGCUUAAGUACUUUCUCUGUCCGCGGUCUAUAAGUGACUUUUGAUAUACAUUUUACGAUUUUGUAUUUACUGAAUGAACUUUGGUUUGUGUGGGUUAUGCUAAUGAUUUGAUGAAAAACUUUUCAUUUGAAAGAAAUUGAAAAAAAUUGAAAUAUUGUACCUCUUAUGUAUUGUAUUCUUUGUACUGUAUCUUUUUUAAAGGGGAGAAAAUAAUUUGCUUUAUAUUGAUUUUGUAAUUCAAAAAUUUGGCAUUGUUUAAACAGUUUUUUUUUUAAAUAAGUGGGUCAGCAAAGCUGAAGCCUGUCCAUUUUCCUAGUUUCCAAAAUAUAAUUUGCAAAAAAAUUACUGACUUAUGAGAGAAAUCCACCAGGUGUGAAUUAUGAUCUGCAAUUAUAAAAAGAAAAAAAUUAUACAGAUGAUUUACAGGAACAUUGAUGGAACGUAACCAUGAUUCAUGUUCUUCUGUGACCUGGAAAAUCUCUUCCUGAAGGUUCCUCUGGGUCCAGUUCAGAAAACAAAUGUUGAUCGUUUUCUCUUUUGUACUAGAUUUAAAGGGUGUGAGCACUUUUGCAAUCAACAUUUUAAUUUCUCUUAAAGCAUCUAAAUAAAAAAAUAAUUAAUAAGCAAUGUUGCAAAAGCCUUGAUUAAAAAUCUCCUGCAUUUUUUGUGUACAGCUCCUGUACAGACCUAUGUGUCUCCAUGGUUACAGACAACAAACAAACUCUGUGUAAUGUGACGUUGCUGCCAUAUGUUAUCCUCUUUCACCUGCCUCCUCUUGUAUUGUCUGUAGGUGAAGGAAUAACUUGAAGCUCUUGGGCUCUAAUGCAAAAUCUUUUACAGGGCAUCCACCUGCCAUGCGCCAUUUAUAAUACCGGCGUCUUCUUGUGUGGCAGAGGAGAUUUUGGCCCCUUCAGGCUAUAGAGCCUUUAUGCAGCCACCAUCUCUACAGCCCCUAUAGCUAUGACUCUGUCUAUUGGUAAAUAAGAAGAAGGGGCAGAGGAAUGGGAGUAACAUAUGUCUGAAUAUCAGACUACACAGAAUGUGUUUGUAGUCUGUAGCCAUGGAGACACAGAUCUGCAUAAGGAGAUGUGGUAUGACAUUCAUAUUUGAGAUUAUUUGCAGUGUUGCUUCUCUUUAUGUCUGAGAUGCAUUGGUACAAUAAAAACAUUGGUUUAAAUGUAUACACACUCCUAAGAAGCCAGUGAUUGGCUCAAGUUGUCAGGGAUAUUUC